Gadus chalcogrammus (walleye pollock) is the source of this 4132-nucleotide messenger RNA. RefSeq names its product DEAH (Asp-Glu-Ala-His) box polypeptide 32a (gene dhx32a). Gene Ontology annotation, cellular component: intracellular anatomical structure; spliceosomal complex. The record is from RefSeq and is a predicted model, not a curated record. Bases 437 to 2728 code for a protein of 763 amino acids. The transcript is spliced from 11 exons. Gene Ontology annotation, molecular function: RNA binding. NCBI's taxonomy places the organism in Eukaryota, Metazoa, Chordata, Actinopteri, Gadiformes, Gadidae.
AGAUGCUCUGUGGGUAGGCCUACUUUUAGUUAUUUGAAGGCUAUAUAUUGCUAUUCAUUAUGUAUGAUUAAAAAUACAUAUAAUUUAAAAUGGGUACAAAUGGCCUUCCGUCCCCCGAUACAGGCCCGGGUCGGUAUGAUGGUUACAAGAUGAGGAUGUGAUAGGCCUAGGCUAUAUGUUCAUUUGCAUACACGUGCCUAACACCCACGCGGGGACACCGCCGCGCUUCCAUCAUUAAGCAGACCCUGAAAAACAUCGGCGAGUAAUCGUGAUUUAUAUUUAAAAAGACACACCGGAUCUGAUUAUGUAUCUGCCUCUGGGUGGAGAUGAGCCUAACGCGGUGUGAAAGAGUCCUCCUUUGUAAUCAAUUAGGAGUUUGGGGUAAAGAAGCGUCCUUGUUGCGCGCACUCGCUUCUCCGCCGGUCACGCAUGUGUCAUGUCGAAGGUAAACAGUGAAGUCAAGAGGCACAUGUCUCCUGAAAGUCUAAUACACGAUCACGACGGGGACACGUUCGGCUUUGGAGACGACCUGGAGCUGAAUCAGUUCGACGGGCUGCCCUUCUCGUCCCGCUACUACAAGCUGCUGAAGGAGAGGAGAGAGCUGCCGGUAUGGCGGGCCAGGGGCCAGUUCCUGGACGCCCUGGUGAAGAACCAGCUGGUUCUGGUCUCAGGAUCGGCGAGGACUGGCCAAAGCACACAGAUCCCCCAGUGGUGUGCGGAGCUCUGUCUGUCGGCCCGGUUCCGCCACGGCACGGCGGUGUGCACGCAGCCCGGCCCCCAGCUGGCGGUGGAGCUGGCCCUGCGCGUGGCCGACGAGAUGGACGUCAACAUCGGCCACGAGGUGGGCUACCGCAUCCCGCUGAAGAGCUGCUGCUCCCACGACACCGUGCUGAGGUUCUGCACGGAUGACGUGCUCCUGCGAGAGAUGACCUCCGACCCCGUCCUGGAGCGCUACGGCGUGGUGGUGGUCGACCGCGCCCACGAGCGCACGCUGAGCACCGACGUCCUGCUGGGGCUCCUGGGGGCCCUGCUGCAGCGGCGCCCCGGCCUGAGGGCCGUGGUCCUCAUGGAGCCCCCCCCCGGCGCGGCCCAGAGGCUGAGGGGUCACUACGGGGGCACCGCCGCCGCCCUGCUCUGUCUGGAGGCGCCGGGCCCCGCCCAGGUGGUCUACGCUUACCACAACAACAACAACAACAACAAUAGUGUCGCCGCCGGUGGUGGAGGAGGCGGCGGCGGUUGCCAUAGCGACGACUACUUCUACUCGGCCCUGAGGCUGGUGUUGGAGAUCCACCGCACCAGGGAGCGGGGAGACGUGGCCGUGUUCCUGGCCUCCGCGCAGGAGGUGGAUGUGGCCCACAGCAUCCUCCAGAGGGAGAGCACCCGCCUGGGGGCGGACCUGGACCGCCUGGUACCGGUGAGGCUGUGUGGGGCGGGGCCGGCCGAGCCCCCGGCCCGGGACCAGGUGGGGGCCGGCGGGGGCACCAGGAGGGUCUUCCUGUCCUCGCAGCAGGGGGAGGAUCUCCUCGGGGGGGUGGACGGCCUCCACUUUGUCAUCGACACCGGCGUGGAGAAGAGAUUCGUGUACAAUCCGAGGAUCAGGGCCUACUCCGAGGUGAUCCGGCCCAUCAGCCAAUGCCGGGCGGACGUGCGCAAGCAGCUCUGUCGCCCCACGGGGAAGUGCUUCUGUCUGUACCCCGAGGGGAAGGCACUCCCUGCCGAGAACGCGCCCCGCAUCCUGGAGUCCAACCUCACCUCCACGGUUCUGUUCCUCAAACGCAUGGAGAUCGGGGGUCUGGGACACUGUGACUUCAUCCACCAACCAGACCCCGAGGGUCUCAUGCAGGCCCUGGAGGAGCUGGACUACCUCGCCGCCCUGGACAACGACGGGAACCUGUCAGAGAUCGGGGUCAUCCUGUCGGAGUUCCCCCUGGACCCCCAGAUGGGCCGCGCCCUGCUGGCGUCCUGCGAGUUCGACUGCGCCAGCGAGAUGCUCACGGUGGCCGCCAUGUUGUCUGCGCCUUGCUGUUUCCUGGCGCCCCCUGCUGGCAUGAUCCACGAGGCGCACCAGUGCCACAGACGGUUCCAUCACCCCGAGGGAGACCACUUCACCCUCAUCAACAUCUACAACGCCUUCAAACGGAGCCAGAAGGAACCACACUUUAAUGUCGAAAGCUGGUGCCGGGACAAUUUCCUCAACCCCACGUCCCUGGAGACGGCCGAGUCGUUGCGGUCAGAGUUGACGGAGAUCCUGAGUCGGAUAGAACUUCCUGUCUCCGAGCCCGCCUUCGGCACCCAGACCAACACCCUGAACCUCAAGAGAGCGCUGCUGUCUGGGUUCUUCAUGCAGAUCGCACGGGACGUGGACGGGGGAGGGAACUACUUCAUGCUGACCAAUAAGCACGUGGCCCAGGUCCACCCAGUGUCCGGGUACGGGCCCAGCAGCCACAAGCUGGGCCUCCCAGAGUGGGUGGUGUUCCACGAGUACGCCCUGGCCGAGAACAACUGCGUCCGCACGCUGUCUGAGAUCUCCCCACAGCUGUUUAUCGAGAUGACUCCCCAGUACUUCUUCUACAACCUGCCCUCCAGCGAGAGCAAAGCCAUCCUGCAGCACAGCCUGGAGCGAAACGCCUCCAGGAACUGCGCCGCCGACCUGAAGCCCAAGAAGUCUCUCGCGGUGCACAGGGAGGUCAGCCAGGAGACGUUGUAUGACAGAUGCGUGUUGCAAUGAAUUCACCCUUUUCAAAAUGGCUGCCUUAAACCAGCCGGCAACUGCAGUCCACGUACGGUGACAUAUUAUACCACAAGGUGUUAGUUGGAUUAGCCGUUACAAGCAGUUUUGAAAAUCUAAUCUGGUUUAUCACACUGACAACUGGUGGUAUAAUAUGUCACCUUUUAAGCCUUUAUUUGGAGUUAACCAGCAAUAAUUGACCAAGUGGUUGCUGGUCUCUCUGUACAUGUAGGUACGUAAGCAAGUUAUUCCUCCCACCGUUUUAACCAUUCCACAGCUGCAAUGGACAAAUGGAGCCUUAAAUCUGUGCUCUUUAGAACCUGCUUCGUGUAUAUAGAUCAUGUUUUACUUUUGAAAAAAAAAAAGGUUGAUGUGUUUCAAUUUGGUGAAAAAGAUGUGUUAAGUAAUUCAUGGUUUCCCUCUGGCAGGGGCACUGUGGUUUAAAGCAUGUGUUGAUGAAUAAAUACUGUCCAAUACAAUUACGUUUGCCUGCUAAAAAUGCCUCCAUGAUAUAAAUCUAAUUUGUGAUUCUAGAGACAAAUCCAGCCAUCUGCCUGUGUUAAGGUCAACGGACAUACAAACAGCAAAAUAUCCUUGUCAGCAGGCGAGGUCAUUUAUUUGGAUUUGGACAACUUGCCCGCACCAACAUGUAGAGAUAAAGACGAAUCAUUUAUAAAAGUGAUUUUCCUGGAGGAUAUAAUUGAGACCGUGUCAAGUAAAGGAAACCGCUUUGAGUCAAGUAAAGGAAACCGUCAUAAGAAAUAUUACUUGACAGAAUUGGGAUAAAAAGUUUGUAUUUAACCUACCAGCUCCUUCAGUUCAUUCAUAGACUCAUGGUCGUCUUCAAGUCAAACACAAUGAACGUCAAGACCUUAGUUACUUUGUUUUAUACGGUUAUAUAGAAAAUACAAUAUGCCGAAGACAACAGCAUUCUUGCCGUCCGAGACUAAUUCAAAUUUACAAAUGUUGUACCUAAAUCUUAUUUUUUUUUUUUUAACUGAACAGAGUUUAGGUGUUAAAUCUCAAUAUUGCAGGGAAAAUACCCCCAAAAAACACUGCGGGUGUUGUUUCGGCGAUCAGUGCCACCCGUUUUUCCUUCUGCUGAGUUAUAAUGACUCAAUUACUUACUCAACACAACUAAACUUGAAAUACAAAUCCGUAAGUAACCGUUUGCAUUGAGCCAUGUCAGAAGUCCACAGGUGUUUAUUGGGAGCUUCAGACGGUGAGAAACUCCUUGAGUUUCUCCAUGAUGCUGGGAAUGCUGUCGGCCGGAAUCAGCAUCACCGUGCGGAACGGCUUCAUGGGAACGUCGUCGAAGGACCAGCGGCCGCUCAGACACGAGUCAGUUUCAUCCUGCACCGAGUAGUUGAACUUCACCGUGGCGUGCUGUAGGGAGACGGAGCA